UCCAUAAAGCCCAGAGGAUAGUGGAGAUCCAUAAAGCCCAGAGGAUAGUGGAGAUCCAUAAAGCCCAGAGGAUAGUGGAGAUCCAUAAAGCCCAGAGGAUAGUGGAGAUCCAUAAAGCCCAGAGGAUAGUGGAGAUCCAUAAAGCCCAGAGGAUAGUGGAGAUCCAUAAAGCCCAGAGGAUAAUGCAAAGCCCACUAGCGGCUGCCCAGGCUAUGCUCGUGGCAACGUCAUUUCGCUGAGUUUACCUUCAAAACUAUAAUUUUAUGGAUGGUCAGUCCUUGCAUCCAUAGCUAUGUCUAUAAAUUUGAGAGUGAUUCCAUUUCUCCAGCCCCUAUCAGCCCCUCAGCUUUUUACCGAAACAGUGGCGUGGAAUGCUUUGUUAUUGUUUCAACGGCUGUUUGGCCCUUUAAAGGUUAGGAUUGUGGGCUAGAAUGAUCUGAUCGUAGAUCUGUCGUUAGGGUCUUGUAGUGUAGAAUCCGUUGUAUAGCUGCAGUGCCGUUACUGAACGAUAGAGGGAGGCAGGGGACACGUUGAAUGCGGAAACCGGAAGUAAGGACAUUUCGUCACCCGUAGUGGGAAAUUCAAACUUCUGCAACAAAACGUCACUGAGCGAGAAGGUCGCAUAGUACAUUUCCAAAGUAUAUAUUUCCACAUUCGUGAUAACAUUUGCUGCUUUACGGACUAGAUCCAAGUUUGUAUUUAAGCGGUGAGGUUGUGUGGUCGACGAGAUGCCCAUGGACAGCGCGGCGGAACUCCUCAAGUACUAUGAAGUCUACGAGACCAUCGGCUCGGGAGGCUUUGCUAAGGUCAAGCUGGGUCGCCACAUCCUGACAGGAGAGAAGGUGGCCAUUAAAAUCAUGGAGAAGAAGGAACUGGGGGAGGACCUUCCUCGUGUGAAGGUGGAGAUAGAGGCCAUGAAGAGUCUGAGCCAUCAGCAUGUCUGUAGACUGUACCAUGUGAUUGAGACUAAUACCAAGAUAUACAUGGUGCUGGAGUAUUGUCCAGGAGGAGAGCUGUUUGACUACAUCAUAGCUAAGGACCGUCUGUCUGAAGAGGAGACCAGGGUGUUCUUCAGGCAGAUCGUCUCAGCGCUGGCCUACGUCCACAGCCAGGGGUACGCCCACAGAGACCUCAAACCGGAGAACCUGUUGAUAGAUGAAGACCACAACCUGAAACUGAUCGACUUUGGUCUCUGUGCCAAACCUAAGGGGGGUCUGAGCUAUGAGUUGAUGACGUGUUGUGGGAGUCCGGCCUAUGCUGCUCCAGAACUCAUCCAGGGGAAAGCCUACAUCGGCUCUGAGGCUGAUGUGUGGAGUAUGGGGGUGUUGCUGUUUGCUCUGCUGUGUGGAUAUCUGCCCUUUGAUGACGACAACUCUAUGGUGCUCUACAGGAAAAUCACCAGAGGUAAAUACCUCAACCCUCACUGGGUGUCUCCUGGGAGCAUCCUGCUACUCAACCAGAUGAUGCAGGUGGAUCCUAAGCGUCGCGUGACCGUCAGACAGCUCCUAGACCACCCCUGGAUGAUAUCUGGCUAUGGCAGCCCAGUAGAGUGGAACAGCAAGCAGCCUUUGGGUUAUAUAGAUGAGGACUGCAUCACUGAGAUGUCCGUCAGCCUGAGGAACUCCAGACAGAGCACCCUACAACUGGUCAAUGAGUGGAGGUACGACCAGACCACUGCCACCUACCUGUUGCUGCUCUCUAAGAAACAGAGAGGGAAGCCUGUCCGGAUCAGGCCUCAACUUCCUGUCUGUGAUGUCAUAUCCUGUUCACCUCUACACCUGGGAGUACAGAAGACUAUACUUUUCGGUGAGGAUGAUGAUGAUGAUGAAGCUGAGGACUGUUGCUGUGACGACGACCUGCCCUGUGUUCCGCUCACACCCCAACAAGAGAGAGCGACCUGUCCGUCAGCUGAAAAGAGGCGGGCCCAAACUAACCACGCCCCCACUCCAGAGAGGGAACCAAUCACACACCACCGCCGCCAGGAGAGGUGGCCGAGGCGGGAACGGACCACUGAAAACAAAGAGAAUGUUGCCGUGGCCAAUAAGGACGCUGAUAUAUUUGCUCUGCCCGCCCCCCGAUCCCCAGUAGCCAAUAGGAAGGCAACUCGGCCCAAUAAGAGAGUCUUGACUACACCAACCCAUAAUAACAGCAAGGUAGACACACCCACAGGAGGAGGCAGUGCGUCUAAGGACCCGUCGAGGAAGAGAGAGCGGGAGAGAGUGGACAGAAUGGAGGAAGAAGAGCUGGAGAUGCUGACCUUCAGCCCAGAGAGAAGGUCUCGGUCGUUAGACCUGGCGGGGGUGUCUGGGGGGGACAGCAGCCAGAAGAGGAGAGGGGGGAAGGUGUUCGGCAGUCUGGAGAGAGGGCUGGAUAAAGUCAUCACCAUGCUAACACCCAGCAAGAGACGAGGGCUAAGGGACGGACCACGUAGGAUCAAGGCCCAGUAUAAUGUAACGUUGACCAGUCAGACCAACCCAGACCAGGUGUUGAACCAGAUCCUCUCCAUCCUACCGGAGAAACACGUCGACUUCACACAGAAAGGCUACACUCUGAAGUGUCGUACCCAGGGGGACUUUGGGAAGGUCACCAUGGCUUUUGAGCUAGAGGUGUGUCUACUGCACAGACCUGAGGUGGUGUGUGUGAGGAGACAGAGGCUGAAGGGAGACUCCUGGGUUUACAAACGCCUGGUGGAGGACAUCCUCUCUACGUCCAGCAUCUAGACAUCACUACUUCCUGUUGACGAUGUCACAUCCUGUCCACGUCCAGCACCUAAAACAGGUGUCGAACUCAUUCCAUGUAGGGCAGUGUGUCUGCAGGUUCACUCCUCCCUUGUACUUGAUUGAUGAAUUGAGGUCAAGUGAUUAGUUAGGACCGCCCCCCUCACCUGGUUGUCUUCAUCUGACACAUAGUGAUUAGUUAGGACCUCCCCUCACCUGGUUGUCUUCAUCUGACACAUAGUGAUUAGUUAGGACCUCCCCUCACCUGGUUGUCUUCAUCUGACACAUAGUGAUUAGUUAGGACCUCCCCUCACCUGGUUGUCUUCAUCUGACACAUAGUGAUUAGUUAGGACCUCCCCUCACCUGGUUGUCUUCAUCUGACACAUAGUGAUUAGUUAGGACCUCCCCUCACCUGGUUGUCUUCAUCUGACACAUAGUGAUUAGUUAGGACCUCCCCCCUCACCUGGUUGUCUUCAUCUGACACAUAGUGAUUAGUUAGGACCUCCCCUCACCUGGUUGUCUUCAUCUGACACAUAGUGAUUAGUUAGGACCUCCCCUCACCUGGUUGUCUUCAUCUGACACAUAGUGAUUAGUUAGGACCUCCCCUCACCUGGUUGUCUUCAUCUGACACAUAGUGAUUAGUUAGGACCUCCCCUCACCUGGUUGUCUUCAUCUGACACAUAGUGAUUAGUUAGGACCUCCCCUCACCUGGUUGUCUUCAUCUGACACAUAGUGAUUAGUUAGGACCUCCCCCUCACCUGGUUGUCUUCAUCUGACACAUAGUGAUUAGUUAGGACCUCCCCCCUCACCUGGUUGUCUUCAUCUGACACAUAGUGAUUAGUUAGGACCUCCCCUCACCUGGUUGUCUAGGGCUUCAUCUGACACACAUCUCCCGAGUGGCGCAGUGGUCUAAGGCACUGCA
Molecule: messenger RNA, 3639 nt
Organism: Coregonus clupeaformis (lake whitefish)
Lineage: Eukaryota; Metazoa; Chordata; Actinopteri; Salmoniformes; Salmonidae
Gene: melk
Product: maternal embryonic leucine zipper kinase
Biological process (GO): protein phosphorylation; microtubule cytoskeleton organization; intracellular signal transduction
Cellular component (GO): cytoplasm
Molecular function (GO): tau-protein kinase activity; protein serine/threonine kinase activity; ATP binding
Source: RefSeq, a predicted model, not a curated record